Messenger RNA from Salvelinus fontinalis (brook trout), 1076 nucleotides. RefSeq names its product transmembrane protein 138. NCBI's taxonomy places the organism in Eukaryota, Metazoa, Chordata, Actinopteri, Salmoniformes, Salmonidae. The transcript is spliced from 4 exons. The record is from RefSeq and is a predicted model, not a curated record. Bases 1 to 495 code for a protein of 164 amino acids. Gene Ontology annotation, cellular component: cilium.
AUGCUGCAGACCAACAACUACUCCCUGGUGCUGCUGAUCCAGCUGAGCCUGUUGACCUUUGACCUGUUCGUCAACUCCUUCAGCGAGCUGCUGAGGGCAGCGCCCGUCGUCCAGCUGGUGCUCUUCAUUAUCCAGGACAUAGCCAUCCUGUUUAACCUGAUCAUCAUUCUGCUGAUGCUGUUCAACACCUACGUGUUCCAGGUGGGCCUGGUGUCCUUGCUGCUGGAGCGCUUCAGGGCCCUGCUGCUGUUCUCUGCCCUCUACCUGACCCUCAGCAUCUCCCUACACUCAUGGAUCAUGAAUCUACGCUGGCUAAAAUCAAACCGCUAUGUGUGGACUGAUGGUCUCCAAGUGCUUUUUGUCUUCCAAAGAAUAGCGUCCGUGUUGUACUACUACUUCUACAAGCGCACCACAGAGUACCUGGGUGACCCUCGGCUCUAUGAAGACUCGCCUUGGCUCAGAGACGCCUUUGCCAAUGCCAGGGCCCGCCAGUGAGCAAAGAGCAAUGUGUGGAGAUUAAACUGGAAUGGACAGAUCCAAAAUUGACCCCUCCAUUUCCCCCGGAUACAGAGAGACACUGCUACGUGCAGAGCUGAAAUAGACGCUACAGUGCACAGGCAUGGGCUUAUAUGGAGGGAAGACAUGGGUAAACUUUAACAAGAAGGGUGAAAAAUGAGAUUCUGCUUGGAUACAGCAAGUCACUUUGCAGGGCAAGCCAGAUGUACUGUAAGAGGCAAACUGGUUUAGGGCCUUGAUUAAUGGACAGAAUGUUAUACCAAGAUGACUGUGAUGCUAAAAUUUGAGAACUCAUAGUUUGAUGUGACAUUGACAACAAGUUGUAUAUUUUUUUUUUCACACUGUGUAACCCUGUGACUGCGUUUGUCUGUGUCAUUUAGCUAUCAAUUUAAUUAUUAUCUUUGUUGUUUUGUAGGUUGAUUUGAGAGUUUGUGUGCCAGAUUUUUUGUGUGAAGAUGACUGGAAAGAUAAACAAUGUUUUAUGUGUUUAAAAUGCUUACUUUUUUCCUGCAUUUUGUACAAAUGUAUUAAACAAAACCCAGACAGUGCAUACACUGUUA